AUGAUGAACAAGCUUUUCAUCGGGAACCUGAGCCCCGCCGUCACCGCCGAAGACCUCCGGCAGCUCUUUGGGGACAGGGAGCUGCCCCUGGCGGGACAGGUCCUGCUCAAGUCCCGCUACGCCUUCGUGGACUACCCUGACCAGAACUGGGCCAUCCGCACCAUCGAGACCCCCUCGGGUCAAGUGGAAUUGCAUGGGAAAAUCAUGGAAGUUGAUUAUUCAGUCUCUAUAAAGCUAAGGAGCAGGAACAUUCAGAUUCGAAAUAUCCCUCCUCACCUGCAGUGGGAGGUGUUGGAUGGACUUUUGGCUCAAUAUGGGACAGUGGAGAAUGUGGAACAAGUCAACACAGACACAGAGACCGCUGUUGUCAACGUCACAUAUGCAACAAAAGAAGAAGUAAAAAUAGCCAUGAAGAAGCUAAUCGGGCAUCAGUUUGAGAACUACUCCUUCAAGAUUUCCUACAUCCCGGAUGAAGAGGUGAGCUGCCCUUCGCCCCCUCAGCGAGCCCAGCGUGGGGACCACUCUUCCUGGGAGCAAGGCCAAGCCCCUGGGGGCUCUUCUCAGGCCAGACAGAUUGAUUUCCCACUGCGGAUCCUGGUCGCCACCCAGUUUGUUGGUGCCAUCAUCGGAAAGGAGGGCUUGACCAUAAAGAAUAUCACUAAGCAGAGCCAGUCCCGGGUAGACAUCUAUAGACAAGAGAACUCCGGAGCUGCAGAGAAGCCUGUCACCAUCCAUGCCACCCCAGAGUGGACUUCUGAAGCAUGCCGCAUGAUUCUUGAAGUAAUGCAGAAAGAGGCAGAUGAGGCCAAACUAGCCGAAGAGAUUCCUCUGAAAAUCUUGGCCCACAAUGGCUUGGUUGGAAGACUGAUUGGAAAAGAAGGCAGAAAUUUGAAGAAAAAUGAACAUGAAACAGGGACCAAGAUAACAAUCUCAUCUUCGCAGGAUUUGAGCAUAUACAACCCGGAAAGAACCGUCACUGUGAAGGGCACAGUCGAGGUCUGUGCCAGUGCUGAGAUAGAGAUUAUGAAGAAGCUGCGUGAGGCCUUUGAAAAUGAUACGCUGACUGUUAAUAUCCACUUCGGAUACUUCUCCAGCCUGUACCCCCAUCACCAGUUUGGCCCGUUCCAGCAUCAUCACUCUUAUCCAGAGCAGAAGAUUGUGAAUCUCUUCAUCCCAACCCAGGGUGUGGGCGCCAUCAUCGGGAAGAAAGGGGCACACAUCAAACAGCUGGCGAGAUUCGUGGGAGCCUCCAUCAAGAUCGCCCCUGCGGAAGGCCCAGACGAGCGGAAGGUCAUCAUCACCUGGCCACCUGAAUCCCAGUUCAAGGCCCAGGGACGGAUCUUUGGGAAACUGAAAGAAGAAAACUUUUUUAACCCCAAAGAAGAAGUGAAGCUGGAAACCCAUAUCAGAGUGCCCUCUUCCACCGCUGGCCAGGUGAUUGGCAAAGGGGGCAAGACCGUGAAUGAACUGCAGAAUUUAAUCAGUGCAGAAGUCAUCGUGCCUCGUGACCAAACGCCAGAUGAAAAUGAGGAAAUGAUCGUCAGAAUUAUCGGGCACUUCUUUGCUAGCCAGACUGCACAGCGCAAGAUCAGGGAAACUGUACAACAGGUGAAGCAGCAGGAGCAGAAAUACCCUCAGGGAGUUGCCUCACAGCGCAGCAAGUGAGGAUCCCACAGGCACAAGCAAAACAACGGAAGAAUGUAGCCCUUCCAACACCUGACAG
Gorilla gorilla gorilla (western lowland gorilla) is the source of this 1723-nucleotide messenger RNA. RefSeq names its product insulin-like growth factor 2 mRNA-binding protein 2. Gene Ontology annotation, molecular function: RNA binding. The record is from RefSeq and is a predicted model, not a curated record. Lineage: Eukaryota; Metazoa; Chordata; Mammalia; Primates; Hominidae.